Molecule: messenger RNA, 2790 nt
Organism: Fulmarus glacialis (Northern fulmar)
Lineage: Eukaryota; Metazoa; Chordata; Aves; Procellariiformes; Procellariidae
Gene: PYGB
Product: phosphorylase, glycogen; brain
Exons: 20
Biological process (GO): glycogen catabolic process
Cellular component (GO): cytoplasm
Molecular function (GO): pyridoxal phosphate binding; glycogen phosphorylase activity
Source: RefSeq, a predicted model, not a curated record
GCAAGAGCUUCAACCGCCACCUCCACUUCACCCUCGUCAAGGACCGCAAUGUCGCCACCCCCCGCGACUACUACUUCGCGCUGGCCCACACGGUGCGCGAUCACCUGGUGGGGCGCUGGAUCCGCACCCAGCAGCACUACUACGAGCGGGACCCCAAGCGCAUUUACUACCUGUCCCUGGAGUUCUACAUGGGCCGCACUCUGCAGAACACCAUGGUGAACCUGGGCCUGCAGAACGCUUGCGAUGAAGCCAUUUACCAGCUGGGUUUGGACUUGGAGGAGCUGGAAGAAAUCGAAGAAGAUGCUGGACUGGGAAAUGGAGGCCUGGGCCGCCUGGCAGCUUGCUUCCUGGACUCCAUGGCCACGCUGGGGCUGGCGGCAUACGGUUACGGCAUCCGCUACGAGUUCGGUAUCUUCAAUCAGAAGAUUGUCGACGGCUGGCAGGUGGAGGAGGCCGAUGACUGGCUACGCUACGGCAAUCCCUGGGAGAAAGCUCGCCCAGAGUACAUGCUCCCCGUGCACUUCUAUGGCCGUGUGGAAAACACCCCUGAGGGUGUGAAGUGGAUUGACACCCAGGUUGUCCUUGCUAUGCCUUACGACACGCCAGUGCCAGGAUACAAGAACAACACUGUAAACACCAUGAGGCUGUGGUCUGCAAAAGCGCCCAAUGACUUCAACCUCCAAGAGUUCAAUGUGGGUGACUACAUCGAGGCGGUGUUGGACAGAAACCUGGCAGAAAACAUAUCCAGAGUCCUGUACCCAAAUGACAAUUUCUUUGAAGGCAAGGAGCUGCGGCUGAAACAGGAGUACUUUGUGGUGGCUGCUACCCUCCAAGACAUCAUCCGGCGCUUUAAGUCCUCCAAAUUUGGCUGUCGAGACCCUGUGAGAACAUGCUUUGAAACCUUCCCAGACAAGGUAGCUAUUCAGCUAAAUGACACCCACCCUGCCCUGUCCAUCCCAGAGCUCAUGCGGAUCCUGGUGGAUGUGGAGAAAGUGGAUUGGGACAAGGCCUGGGAGAUCACAAAACGGACCUGUGCCUACACCAACCACACUGUGCUGCCUGAAGCCCUGGAGCGCUGGCCAGUCUCCAUGUUUGAAAAGCUGCUGCCACGUCACCUAGAGAUCAUUUACGCCCUCAACCAAAUGCAUCUGGACCGGGUGGCAGCUCUCUACCCAGGGGACAUUGACCGUCUCCGGAGGAUGUCAGUGAUCGAGGAAGGAGAUUGCAAACGUAUUAACAUGGCACACCUCUGUGUGAUUGGCUCCCAUGCAGUGAACGGUGUGGCCCGCAUCCACUCCGACAUUGUGAAGAACUCAGUGUUCAAGGAUUUCUAUGAGCUGGAGCCAGAGAAGUUUCAGAACAAGACAAAUGGGAUCACACCGAGACGCUGGCUCCUGCUGUGCAACCCGGGACUGGCCGACGUUAUUGCUGAGAAAAUCGGGGAAGGCUUUAUCACAGAUCUGAGCCAGCUGAAGAAGCUAUUGGAUUUCAUCGAUAAUGAGACUUUUAUCAGGGAUGUGGCAAAAGUCAAACAGGAGAACAAGCUGAAGUUUGCAGCCUACUUGGAGGAGCAGUACAAGGUCAAGAUCAACCCUUCAUCCAUGUUCGAUGUUCAGGUCAAGCGAAUCCAUGAGUACAAGCGGCAACUGCUGAACUGCCUGCAUGCUAUCACCCUCUACAACCGCAUCAGAAGCAAUCCAUCCAACUCCUUUGUGUCCAGGACUAUUAUGAUCGGAGGAAAGGCGGCCCCUGGCUACCACAUGGCCAAGAUGAUCAUCAAACUCAUCACGUCCAUCGGUGAGGUCAUCAACAACGAUCCCUAUGUGGGGGACAGGCUCAAGGUCAUCUUCCUGGAGAACUAUCGGGUAUCCUUGGCUGAGAAGGUGAUCCCGGCAGCGGAUCUCUCCCAGCAGAUCUCCACAGCCGGCACGGAGGCCUCGGGUACUGGCAACAUGAAGUUCAUGGUGAAUGGGGCCCUCACCAUUGGUACCAUGGAUGGGGCCAAUGUGGAAAUGGCUGAGGAGGCAGGCGAAGAAAACCUCUUCAUCUUUGGCAUGCGGGUGGAGGACGUGGAGGCCCUAGAUCGCCAAGGGUAUAACGCACGGGAGUACUACGAGCGCCUGCCAGAACUGCGACAGGCUAUCGACCAGAUCAGCAGUGGUUUUUUCUCCCCUCGAGACCCCGGUUGCUUCAGGGACGUUGUGAACAUGCUCAUGUACCAUGACAGGUUUAAGGUGUUUGCCGACUAUGAGGCCUACAUUAAAUGCCAAGGCCAAGUGGACCAGCUGUUCAUGGACCCCCGGGAGUGGACUAAGAAAGUCAUCAGGAACAUUGCAUGCUCGGGCAAGUUCUCCAGUGACAGGACCAUCAUGGAGUACGCCUGGGAGAUCUGGGGUGUGGAGCCAUCUGCCACAAAAAUGCCCCCACCCAACCUCCCCCGGGAUUGAUGCAAGCACAGAGGGAAGGAAGGAGGGAUGGGUUCCCAGCCCAAGAGGCUUUACCUGCAUUUCACCGCCAGUCAUACGGGCUCGGCUCUGCAGAAACAAGGCCCUUCCCUCAGAGGAGUAGAAGGAUGCUCUGAGGAGGACCCCUGACUGAGGAACAGGAGCUGGGGGAGAGGAAAAAGGACCCUGUGUUUGUACCCACAUAUCCAGCCUGCAUGUGCUGCAUAGUGCUUUUAGUGAGAUGAACCACGGAUAAGUCUUCCACAGCUGUGCUCCAUGCUUAACAAGGGCUUUCCAACUAAAUCCUCCCCUCUCCCCCUGCAUGCAGCCUGGCCUGGCCUCCCUG